Molecule: messenger RNA, 1592 nt
Organism: Maniola jurtina (meadow brown)
Lineage: Eukaryota; Metazoa; Arthropoda; Insecta; Lepidoptera; Nymphalidae
Product: cytochrome P450 CYP12A2-like
Exons: 10
Coding region: 15-1547 (510 amino acids)
Molecular function (GO): monooxygenase activity; heme binding; iron ion binding
Source: RefSeq, a predicted model, not a curated record
UUGUUCUACUAAAGAUGUACAAAUUAACACGAACCCUCGUAGGCAGGGUGGCUUUAAAAAGGCAUCAAUGUAUAAGAAUGAUUGCAAUAAAUAGUACAGUAGUAAAAAAGUUUGAAGACCAAAUCAAGCCGUGGCAUAAGAUUCCAGGACCACUAUCUCUUCCCAUAGUCGGGCAAUUACUUCAUUUUCUUCCAGGAGGAUGGCUGUAUAAACGCACUAUUGAGUUACAAGAAUUAUUGUACAAAAAUUACGGCCCUAUUGUCAGACUUGACGGAAACUUGGGGUUUGAGCCAAUUAUUUACAUCUUUGAUCCAGAGGCUGCAAUAAAUCUGUUUCGUAAAGAAGACCCGUUACCGCACAGGCCAGGUUUUGAAUCCAUUUUAUAUCAUAGAAAACGUUACUAUAACGAGAGCGAAGAUGAUUCCUCUGGAUUGAUUGUUGACAAUGGCGAAAAUUGGAGACAAUUACGAUAUAGCGUUAACUCGGUGAUGUUGAAACCAAAACCGAUCAAACAAUACGCCAACAUUAUGGCUGAAGUUGCAGAUGAUAUGAUUCAAAGAAUGAGACAAAUACGUAACAAGAAAAAUACGCUCGAAGGUAAUUUGUACACGGUAUUGAACCUUUGGGCAUUGGAAUCUGUCGGAGUGGUAGCACUCGGGCGCCGCCUCAAUUGUUUCGACCCUAACUUACCAGAUGAUUCUCCUGCUAAGAAGCUGAUAGCCACCAUUCAUGACGUACUAGAUGCAACGGAAAAACUAGAUUUUCAACCUAGUCUUUGGAAAUAUAUAGCAACGCCCGAUUUCAACAAAGGAAUGAAAUUGUAUGAGAAUCACAUGAAGUUAAACGAGUUUUUUAUAGACGAGGCUAGAGACCAAUUGAGAUUGAAAGGAGACUCACAUGAUAAAGACAAAAGCAUACUUGAAAAACUACUUGAAAUCGAUCGCAAAAUUGCAGUGGCGAUGGCUAACGAUAUGAUGUUUGCAGGCGUUGAUACGUUUCAGACUGCCAGUUCCGUUUUGGGGUUACUUUACCUUCUGGCCAUAAAUACUGAAAAGCAGGAGAAAUUGAGAGCGGAAGUCUUGAUGAAACAAGAAAAGCAUCCGUAUCUCAGAGCUUGCAUCAAGGAGAGCUUGAGAUUAUUUCCUAUUGUUAGCGGGAAUUUCAGAAAAACUACAAAAGAACACUAUAUUUUGGGUUACAAAAUACCGGAAAAUAUGAAUAUUAUAGUAGGCAACCAACAGUUGUGCUUGAUGGAGGAACAAUUUCCAAGACCUACAGAGUUUAUUCCAGAAAGAUGGAUUGUUGGAAAAUCUGACCCUCUAUACUAUGGAAAUGCCCAUCCAUUUUCCUAUACCCCCUUCGGGUUUGGAGUGCGGAGCUGCAUAGGUCGACGUAUAGCUGAGCUGGAGCUUGAAACUAUCAUUGCUAAGAUAAUAGAGAACUUCCAAAUGGAAUGGUUCGGACCACCACCGACACGAACGCGAUCGAGUACCCUCAACUUCUUUCUUGGACCCUACAAUUUUAUCUUCAAAGAUGUGGAGCUCUAGAAUACUUUAAGUUGUUCAGAAACAAUUAAAAUUAACUAUAUCAUA